AUGCCUAGAAUUCCCGUUAAACUUAAUUGCAUUGCUGAUGUUUGUUUGUUACCAAUUGGUACCGGUGCCCCAUCGGUGUCCAACUAUGUGACUGCGGCCGAAAAGAUGAUCAGAGAUAGUGGUCUCAAAAGUACUCUACAUAGUGCUGGCACCACCAUCGAAGGCGAAUGGUCUGAAGUUAUGGAUGUUAUUGGCAGACUUCAUGAAAAAGUUCAUAGUAUGGGGGUCCUGAGAAUACAGAGCGAUAUCAGGGUUGGUACAAGAACUGAUAAGGCCCAGACUGCCAAGGAUAAGGUGGACACCGUUGAAAGAAAGUUGAAGAACUUAUGA
This is a messenger RNA of Brettanomyces nanus, 330 nucleotides long. RefSeq names its product UPF0045 protein M15 (gene ECM15). NCBI's taxonomy places the organism in Eukaryota, Fungi, Ascomycota, Pichiomycetes, Pichiales, Pichiaceae. The record is from RefSeq and is a predicted model, not a curated record. Gene Ontology annotation, cellular component: cytosol. Bases 1 to 330 code for a protein of 109 amino acids. The transcript has a single exon.